AUGAAAGGCAAAGUCAUUGCAGUGUCAGGAGGCUCUUCAGGCAUAGGGCUUGCCCUUUCAAAGUCACUCGUUCAAAAAGGGGCGAAGAUCAGUAUCUGCGAUGUAGUGCAAGCCAACUUGGACAACGCGACAAAAGAGAUGAAUUCGAAUGAUGUUCUGGCAAUCAAGUGUGACGUUCGGAAUAGCAGUGAGGUCCGCUCCUGGAUCGAUGCCACAAUCGACAAAUUUGGCCGGCUUGACGGAGCAGCGAAUCUGGCUGGCAUUAUUGGAAAGAAGCCUGGAGUGGCGUGGGUGGAAGAGCAGGAUGAAGAUGACUGGAGCCGUAUUUUAGGUGUCAACCUGACUGGGGUGAUGCUUUGUAUGAAGGAAGAGAUUCGAGUUAUGAAGGAGGGUUCUUCCAUCGUAAACGCUUCUUCGACCGCAGGAGUGAGAGGCUUUCCUGGACAUGCAGCGUACGCUGUGUCCAAGCACGGUGUGACAGGCUUGACUCGAACGAGCGCGGUAGACUGCGCACGAAAAGGUAUUCGAGUCAAUGCCGUCGCCCCAGGGGUCAUUGAGACUCCUAUGGUGGCCGAAUUGAGUGUUGGAAGGGAAGAAGAUGCUGAUGCUAUCACCAAAUCGAAACCGAUGAAACGUGCUGGAAGGCCGGAUGAGGUUGCCAAUGUGAUUGCCUUCCUGCUCAGCGAUGAAGCGAGCUUCGUUACGGGGUCGAUAUAUGCUGUAGAUGGCGGCUGGACAGCGACCUGA
Molecule: messenger RNA, 747 nt
Organism: Zasmidium cellare ATCC 36951
Lineage: Eukaryota; Fungi; Ascomycota; Dothideomycetes; Mycosphaerellales; Mycosphaerellaceae
Exons: 2
Coding region: 1-747 (248 amino acids)
Source: RefSeq, a predicted model, not a curated record